AUGUCGAGUUGCAAGGGUAAAAAGUCGUGGCCAGAAUUGGUUGGAAUCAAUGGAGAAGCAGCAGCACAAAUAAUCAUGAAUGAGAAUUCGAGCGUGAGUGCAAGCACUUUACCAGAAGAUUCAGUAGUUACCACUGAUUUCAGGUGUGACAGAGUUCGUGUGUUUGUUGAUAAACAAGAUGUUGUAGCACGAGUGCCUAUUAUUGGUUAAUCCAAUCACGAAGCAAUUAAUCAUGUUUGAAUAAUGAAUGUUUUGUUGUUUGUUUCUCAGUUUGGAAGUUUGUGUUUCUUAUUAUGGCAUUAUGAUGUGAUGUGAUGUCUAAUUUAAACACUACAUGAAUAAAAGAGCCAUUAAAAAUA
Lathyrus oleraceus (garden pea) is the source of this 359-nucleotide messenger RNA. RefSeq names its product glu S.griseus protease inhibitor. Gene Ontology annotation, biological process: response to wounding. Gene Ontology annotation, molecular function: serine-type endopeptidase inhibitor activity. The record is from RefSeq and is a predicted model, not a curated record. The coding region runs from base 1 to 210 and encodes 69 amino acids. Lineage: Eukaryota; Viridiplantae; Streptophyta; Magnoliopsida; Fabales; Fabaceae. The transcript has 2 exons.